This is a messenger RNA of Babjeviella inositovora NRRL Y-12698, 1754 nucleotides long. It is a transcript of the gene UAP1, whose product is annotated as UDP-N-acetylglucosamine diphosphorylase. Gene Ontology annotation, molecular function: UDP-N-acetylglucosamine diphosphorylase activity. Gene Ontology annotation, biological process: UDP-N-acetylglucosamine biosynthetic process. Lineage: Eukaryota; Fungi; Ascomycota; Pichiomycetes; Serinales. Bases 155 to 1609 code for a protein of 484 amino acids. The transcript has a single exon. The record is from RefSeq and is a predicted model, not a curated record.
CUAGUUCCAGGUGGUUGAAAACUUUGCCAGAUCGGGAAACGUGGAACGCGUGGAUCUCCGAUUUAUAAACACCGGCUUUUCUUCUCUGCCGCUCCUCAUCCUAUAUAUACUUCUCUCUGCACAAACACUACACUCUGUAUCCGUACUAACCACAAUGACCACUAUCAAAGAACAGUUCGUCCAGGCAGGCCAGAAACACCUCUUCCAGGCCUGGGACGCCUUAUCCACCGUCCAGCAAGCUUCUUUCGAGGAGCAGUUAUCCGCAAUCGCCAACCCUCAGGCGAUCAUUGCCACAGUGCAAGAGGCGAUCAAAUUCUCACAGGAAGGCGCCAAAUCAGAUGCCAGCGAUGACAACAGAUUCGACCAGUUACCGGCAUCAUCCUUCAAGUCGUUGAUCGACUCCAGCGCCGAACAAAAGGCGAUUUGGUUUGAUUUGGGAUUACAAGCGAUUUCUCGGGGUGAAGUUGGUGUUUUACUCAUGGCGGGUGGCCAGGGAACACGUUUGGGCUCCUCUAAGCCUAAGGGCUGCUUUAACAUCGAGUUGCCCUCCGGCAAGUCACUCUUCCAGAUCCAGGCCGAGAAGUUACUCAAGGUGACACAGUUGGCGAACGAAAAGUUCGGCACCACUGCCUCUAUCCCAUGGUACAUCAUGACCUCUGGCCCAACCAGAGCCGACUCCGAGCAGUUCUUCCAGGAGCACCAAUACUUCGGGAUCGAUCCAAAGUUGGUCACCUUCUUCAACCAGGGCACCUUACCUUGCUUCAAUACCGCCGGUGAUAAGAUUUUACCGUUGAGUGCUAGCUCUAUCAACGAGUCACCAGACGGAAACGGUGGCUUAUACAAGGGAAUCUACGAUCACAAGUUAUUGGAGGACUUUGCGGCCAGAAACUUGAAGCAUCUCCACAUGUAUUCUGUGGACAAUGUACUUGUGAAGAUUGCUGACCCAAUGUUUAUAGGAUUCUCCAUCGCCUCUGAGGUAGAGAUCGCCACCAAGGCGGUCAGAAAGAGAGAUGCUACCGAAUCUGUUGGGUUGAUUGUAGUGGACAAGUCGACCAACUCGCCAAAGGUGAUUGAGUACUCUGAGAUCAGCGCCGAGUUGGCGGGUCAGAGGGAUCCGUCUGACCCAGCGUUGUUGAAGUUGAGAGCCGCGAAUAUCGUGAACCACUACUACUCCGUCGCGCUUUUGACCGCCAAGAUCCCAGAGUGGAUCUCCUCCCAGAAGUAUCUCCCGUACCACAUCGCCUCCAAGAAAAUUCCAACAUACAACUUUGCCACCGGCGAGGUUGAGAAAUUUUCUUCGCCAAACGGGAUCAAGUUGGAGCAGUUCAUCUUUGACGUCUUCCCAUCCAUCGACAUCUCCAAGUUUGGGUGCUUGGAAGUGGCCAGAGAGGAGGAGUUUUCUCCCUUGAAAAACGGCUUGGAUGCCAAGUCUGAUAAUGCGCACACCUCCAGAGACGACUACUUGAAGUUGGGCUCCUCCUGGGUCAAGGCUGCCGGUGCCCAACUCGCUGCUGGCGCUCUUGUCGAGGUUUCUUCGUUGACCUCCUACGGUGGAGAGGGUUUGGACGCCCUCAAGGGCAAGAAACUCGACCAUUUACAACAAUUGUAACCAUUGCAUCUAGAUAGACUGAUAAACUUCAUAAAGUGAAAUUAUAGGCAAAAAUUAGUAGGUUUCUUGACCGGUAGCCAUAGCUUAGUGUCGCUAUUCUGCUGAAAGGAUAUGUCAGCUGGCACUAGCUUCGAUACAAAACUAU